AUGAAAAGAUAGUUAUAGAAUCGUUAGAUACUUGGUCAUAAGAAAAGAGAGGAAUCAAUCGAAGACAUCAUUAAAAGCAAUAAUAAAUAAAUCGAAAGGAACAAAUUCAUCACUGCUAAGCAGCCAGAAGAUCCUGAACUCUCUGAAAAUAUAAUUAACUCAAUAUUGAAUGACAAUGUUUAAUCAGCUUAUUAGGAUAAGAGUGAUUCUAAAUAGAGAAAGAAAAAAAUGAGUUAUGUUCAGUAAUAAACCAAUGAAUUAAAUGAAGAAAACCAAAUUUCAAAGAUAACUGAAUAAAAUGAAGAACUUGAAGGGGAAGAGUUAGAAGGUGGUGAAACUUGGAUCGAUGAGAUAAAGGAGGAUAUCAUUCAUAAUAGCCACCGUCAACUAUAAAGAAGUAUUUCAGUGAAUACAAAUCAUAGAGUUAAAAGUGAAGAAAAAGUUAAUAAAAAGAAUGUUAAAAUUAUUAAGUAGAGUGUAGAUGCCUAAAAAUUUGAGCUAAAUAAGCACAUUAUAAAUAAUGUUAUCUAUAAUAAAAUGAACAGAGGAAUGAACUUGCAGAAAAAAGUAGAAAACGACAUUUUACUUAGAAACAAGCAAUUAGAUUCAAAGACCAGCGACACAAUAAACUCCUUCAAGAUAGUUAAUACAACUAUGAGAAAGUCAGAUUUUAUAGUAAAUUAUGACUGGCUUUAUAAAAAGCUUAUUGACAACAAAAAGUAAUUUGAGAAGAAUCCUGAGCUUGAUAAGGAAAUAUAAGCUAUGGAAAGAGAUAAGCUAAAUUAUUAGUAUUUAAAUGACUUAUUUGUGGAGAAAUAUUAAAAGCUGAGUUAAGAUUUAAGACAGAAAAAGCUUCAAGUUGGAGAUCUGAGAAUUAGUAUUAACAACAUGCACCAAGAAAUUAAAUAACUUUAGCACUAAUAAGUUGCAGUUAAAAAAAAGUAUGAAGAACUAGAGAACUAGCAAAUGAUGCUGAGAAAUGCAGUUAUGAGCUCAAUUUCAAGAAAAGGAUAUUCGUUGGGAUAACCUUAUAGAGGAAAUUAUACAAUUGAUAAAAAACAAUCUAAACUAUAAGAAAUGAAAGAAGUUGAAGAAAUGGCAAUAUUAAAAAAUAUAAGAUAACUCUAAAAUGAAAUUGAUGAUAGAUUCUUUAAAAUAGAAGACAUAGAAAAGAAAAUUCUCAUCUAAAAAAAAGAUAAAUCUCACCUCAAAUACUAAUUUAAAGUUUUUUUGUUCAAAUUGAUUUAAACUGGUAUUGCCUCUUACAAAGGAAGCAUCUGCGAGCUGAUUAAACUGCUAAAGAAAUUAAAAGUAGACAUUAUUGCUCAAGAUAUUCCGAGAUUUCUUGAUGAUGAAAGCAAAGAUUUUAUUUUUUAAAAAGCUAAAAUUGAAUUGGAUUUAGAGGAGGUUGAGAAAUAAAAGAUUUUAAUCAAAGAAGAAAUUUCUAGAGAUAAAAGACUUUAGCACAUAGAUUUUAAUCUCUUCUUAGAUUAAUUUAAAGAGCGUAAGUAGCUCAUGAAAGAUAAGCUAGAGAUUAUAAAGAAGGAGAAUGUAAAAGUGCUUAGACCAAUAAUUAAAAUUGUAGAUGGAAUUUAAAUGCAAAAUGGAAGUCAAUGGGAAUAAGUGUAUGAUGAAUAGUAAAUGAUUGAAAAGUUUUAAGAAAGAUAAACUAUUAAGCAAGUGCUGAAUAUAGAAGAUAUUGACUUCUUGGAUGUUUUACCUAAAAUCUUAGAAAAUUAGCAAAAUUUAGAACAAUAAAAAUAUGAAAUUGAACAGUAAGAAAUCAAGCGUCUCUACUUAAUUUUCCUUCAAAAGCUUUAACAAAGUACUGCAGAUAUAGAAACAAAAUUUGAGAAAUUCGAAUUGACUUUUAAAGUUAUCUUUGGAUUCAAAUAAGGAGAAGAGAUCUUUAAAAAUUUUAUCUUAUUAGCUCAAGAAAAAAACAUAGGAAACACAACAGAGGAUUCUAGUUCCUCUCAAAGGCUAAAGAAAGCUAAUGCUAAUAUUAUUUAGACAUUGCAACACAAUAAAAAUAUCAGCUAGUAGUCAAGCCAAUAGAUUCUUUCUUACUUUACUACUCCAAAUUAAACUAGUGGCAGUGGCUCAUCUCGUAAAAAAGCUUUGAUGCCUAUCCUGGCAGAUAUAGAAGGAUCUUUAACGACUAGAGAUUUUAGAAGAACCAAAAAUAGAAGCUCAUUUCACAAUAGCAAUCUUCGUCUUGAAACAGAUAAUAUAAUUGAGAACUUUACCUCAAGAUCAUCUAAGAGCAAUUAAAAUAGCUUAAGCUCUUCCGUUAGAAGUAGCACAUAGGCUUCCACAUCUCCAUUCUUCUUGAACCAAAUAUAAAUUGAUAAAGCUAAGACUUUGCUACAAAAAGGAAACAAUUCAAAGCAAUAAGAAUAAAUUAUGUAUCAAGAAGUUAACUUUUCAUACGAGCCGAUAUAUAACUAAAUGCCUUAGUACUAAAAUAUGUUCAAACAGAGCUCUUUUUUCAAUUCUAAUUCAUCUUAAUUUCAAUGUUAUACUCCUCAACAUAAAUAAACUCAUAAACGUAAUUCUACUUCAGACUUAAAUUUUAUUAAAUGA
Molecule: messenger RNA, 2586 nt
Organism: Tetrahymena thermophila SB210
Lineage: Eukaryota; Ciliophora; Oligohymenophorea; Hymenostomatida; Tetrahymenidae
Exons: 6
Source: RefSeq, a predicted model, not a curated record